Agrilus planipennis (emerald ash borer) is the source of this 4182-nucleotide messenger RNA. RefSeq names its product hexosaminidase D-like. Gene Ontology annotation, molecular function: sequence-specific DNA binding; DNA-binding transcription factor activity; hexosaminidase activity. Gene Ontology annotation, biological process: regulation of DNA-templated transcription; carbohydrate metabolic process. The record is from RefSeq and is a predicted model, not a curated record. Lineage: Eukaryota; Metazoa; Arthropoda; Insecta; Coleoptera; Buprestidae. The coding region runs from base 604 to 2445 and encodes 613 amino acids. The transcript has 3 exons.
AUUGUGAGAAAGAUUGUGGUUUAUUAUUAGUAAACAAAUUCGAAAAUACAAAACAAAGAAAAUUUAAAAUUCUGUGCCUCUAAAGUUUGUAAAUAUUUAUAAAGAUUAAUGAAAAAGGGAUGAUUUUAAUUAUUAUUUAAAAGGUGACAUUUUUUGAACUAAGUUGUAAAUACAGUAUCGGUAAAAGUUAACCUUUAAAAUCGUAAAUAUUUAACAUAAAUUGGUUUAAAAUAGCCCAAUAAGAAAAAAAUAAACUAGUAAUAAAUGUAAAUAACAAAUUAAAACGUCACGCAAUUGAUUUUGUGGAUUGUAGUUGAAGAAGAAAACAACUAAGAUGCAAGGGGUCAGUGCACUUGCAUAAUUUGUGCAUAAUAAACAUAAUUGCAUUAAAAGUUAGAUUGAUGCCUAUAAAUUGCAGCUUGGGACAACAGUAGUAAGAUAUUCAUAUUACAAUUGUCUAUCAAAGUUUGAUAUUUACAAUACUGCAUAGAAAUGCAAUGAAAUUCUACUAAUAAAGGUCCUUCAAUAACACAAAGCUUGCUCUGAGAAGAAAUUGAACUAAGAAAUAAUUACAAAUGUUGCAACAGUAAGAAGGCAUCAACCAUGACUUAUAUACAACAUUUAGGUGCAACAAUUUGGCGUAGAAAAACUACAAUAUUAGUAGCAACUGGAUUGUUAAUUCUAUUGAUAUUUGGACUCCAGUAUUCUAAUAUGAGACACAAGGAAAAGGAAAAAUACAGGCAAAAGAAUGGAGAACAACUUCCAGAAAUGUUAGCUUUAGAUGCAGUUGAUGCAACCAAUGUAAAAUUUGUUGACAACAAUCUAAAAUCGAUACUGUUUACUGCAGCCAAUAAUGAAAACUCAUUAAAGGAUUUAAAAAUUAUACCAAACAUUGAAAAGCAGCUGGGAAUCCCUCUUGUUAAUAUUGAUUACAAUAAUCUUUAUAUACCCCAACAGCGAAUUGUGCAUUUUGAUCUUAAAGGGGCUCCUCCAAAAAUAAAUUAUCUUAAAAAAAUAUUUCCUAUUAUUAAGACAUUGGGUGCAACAGGUAUUUUAUUAGAGUACGAAGACAUGUUUCCAUUUAAAGGAGCACUGAAACAUUUGUCAGCUAAAAAUUGUUAUAGUGAAGAGGACUUAUCAGAGCUACUUAAAAGUGCAGAAGAAUCCAAAUUGGAUGUUAUUCCUUUGGUACAAACAUUUGGCCACAUGGAAUUUGCAUUAAAAUAUUCAGAUUGGAGUAAAUUAAGAGAGGUCUCCAAUAGUCCUCAAGCACUUUGUCCUAGUAGAAACGGAUCACUUGAACUUAUUAAGCAAAUUAUUCAACAGGUCAUGGCCCUUCAUCCGAAAGCAAAGUAUCUCCACAUAGGCUGCGAUGAGGUGUACCAUAUGGGCGAGUGUGAGAUUUGCAGAUUAGAACUGCGUGAGAACUUAUUUUUGCGUCACGUUCGCAAUGUCGCCGCUAUUAUUCACGAAAAGUUCCCUAGUCUUCGGUUGAUAAUUUGGGAUGAUAUGUUAAGACAUAUAAGUCAACAAAGCAUGCAAGAGAUCUCUUUAGGAGACCACGUUGAACCCAUGGUUUGGGUUUAUGCGGAAGACAUUUACCGAUUCGUACAAUCUCCGACUUGGGACAAAUACGCUGCAGUUUUUCAAACAGCUUGGACCGCCUCUGCUUUUAAAGGUGCUUUCGGUGAAACCUUGUACAUCCCAAACGCUAAAAGACACCUCGAAAAUAAUCUACAGUGGCUUUAUGUAAUGUCCCAACAAGCGAGAAGUUUUAAAAGGGGACUUUCGGGAAUUGUUUUGACUGGAUGGCAACGUUAUGACCAUUUUGCCAUCUUAUGUGAAUUGUUACCAGCGAGUGUUCCUUCUUUGGCCCUUUCUUUGCUCGCUGUGACACACGGUCAUUUUAAUUCGUCUCUUAGAGGACCCUUUUUGUCAGCGUUGAGUUGCCCAGAACACACGAGCUCGUCUAGACCGGUGCCGUUUAUAAAUCUGUUUGAUGACCCGUACCUUUGGGACAAAGUGGGACGUUGCAUGUUCCCAGGGAGUCCCGUUUUUCGUUUGACUUACCGUCUGCAUAAUUCUGAGGAAGAAGCAAAUGAAUUUAUAAAAUCCAUUCAUCAAAAUAAGGCUUGGUUAACCAUGUACAAUGUAAGGCAUAAUUUUAGCUCGCCUUUAAGAAUUGAAGAGUUGACUUCAGAAUUACCUAGAAUUUAUCACGGGUUUUUGUCUCUCAUGAGAUCCUCGCAAGACAUUUUGAGAGACGUUUUUGAUAAUUACACCGUUUUAGAAUGGAUUGAGCAAAGAAUAUAUCCAUAUGUUGUUGAGUUAGAAAAAAUACAAAAUCGGUCGGUAGCUUUGACGAUUUUUAAGACGUGGCCGAGAAGACCUUUGGCUCCUCUCAAAGAUCUGCAAAGAUUAGGCAUUUCAUUACCAGAAGAGUAAAAUUUAUCAUAAUCUUGCAAGCCAAUGUGUUUUUCGUUUUUGGUUGUUUAAUAAUUCGCCUUCAUCUUCAUAAUUUCAAUCUGUAAUUGUUAAUGUUAACCAUUUUUUUUAGGUUUACAAUUUUUUUUUUGAAAGGCAUUGCAUUUAUUAUUUUAAAUACUCAAAUAAUGGCUCAUUCCAAAGUAUUUAAUGUUAAGUAAACGGUUUUAGAUGGUAAUAUGUGUAAAAUUUAUUCCAUUUCGAAUUCUAUACAAAGGAUAAUUCAGGUACAAUAAAUUAUAAAAUUUUCGUUAACGUAUAAAUUAUUCUUAUAUCAAAUUUACUUGCACUGAUAAUUUGAUGAUGAUUUAGUAAUUGUGAUAAUUUCAUUACUUAUUUCAUCUUUGGUAAUAAGUUUGCUGUUUAAAGACUUAUAUCCAUAUUUAUUGAUCUCUUCCUUUUUCGAUAAUUUUACAAAAAUAUUUUCUAUAAGUAUUAUAUUUGUAACAAAGAAAGAUCUGUAAAAUUUACCUAAAAUAUUUAUUAUGCCUCUAAAAUAAUUUUACGAAGAGUCGGAAAAAGUUACAUCAAACCAAUGCAUGUAAUAUUUCUCAUAAAAUAUUAUAUGAAGGCUUUUGCAGCCGAAGUUCAUGUUCCUAUGCUAAAUUGCUCUAAAUUUUUCUAUUUUCAGACUUAUUCACUCUUACUAAAAUUAUUAAGUCUUUCGUCAUGAAUGAAAUGUAGAGGUUUAAUAAAACUGUACGUUAGAUACGUUGUGUAAUUUAUCUUUUUAUUAAUUAAUACAAUGCCAUAUGUAUGAUCAAUAUGGUUAAUUAGUCUACAGAAGACUUGGUAACAUAAUAACACAUUUGUGUUUUUUUUUUUGAAAUCCAUAUGAAAGACCUUAAGACAUCUUAUAUUUCAAGACAUAAAAAAGAAUUGUUGAGGUUUUAACUUUUAAUUUGUGGGCGCGCUGUAAAUUUUACAUUACUGUUACUCGUCAUUUUAGUCUCAUUAGAUAUUAUAAUUAUGAUAUUUAAUUGUAGCUUAUUACUAAUACGUGUGUGUUGUAUAUAUGGCUUGAAAUUGAUAAAAAAGAAGUGUUUAAGAUAUAAAUGUUGUGAAAACUUUUAAGCUGUAUCUUUUGCUGUUACUUUAUGUGAUAAUAAUAAUGAUACUGUUUUUACUAUUUAUAAAAGCUAUCGUUUUUUAAAUUAUUGUCAAAAACGUCAGCAUGCCAUCUUUUAAAUUUUGUAUAUAGGUAUAUUUAAUUUUAUUUUAUGUCCAGGCUGCUAUUGUAAAGACUAGCUCAAAGUUCUACAUCAGGAAAGUUCUUAUAAUUAUAUUAAUCCAAAAAACGCAGUCAAAAUUUCUGGUACUCCUUUUCAGUAUUUAUUAUAAAAGAAGGGGGAAUGAAACGUAUUAUAAAUACCAUAUAAGAAAUCACACCACAGACAGUUUAUUAAAGUGAUGUAGAAUCGUGAACUACAUUAUGCAUUUCUAUUUAUUUAUGAACUUAUCUCAUAAAAUAGAUGAUAAGGAAAUAUUUUGACGUAAUUUUAAAAAUCUCGUAUAUUUUACGGUACAAUUUCACUGCCACUAAAUUGAGGCACCUUUUUAAAUAGUUCUUGAUAUCGUAAAUAAGAAAACACUUUUAUCUCUUUACAAAUCAGAGUGUAAAUUAAAAAUUGUAGUGUUGAAAUAGAAGGUUGUAUCGCAGAACUGAUAUUUGUAAAUAAAAACUGUUUGAAAGCCCAA